AUGCCUCGAAUCUACACUUUAAACGAUGUAGGUAAUAGUAAUAGCAGUAAACUUGGAAGCCCUCCAUCCAAUCGAUAUCUACCAAGCCGAUUAGAACUUGAAGAACAGCUAAAAAAAGAUCGUGAAAAGUUUAUAAGAUCUGCUAAACAGCUUAUAGCUAAAUAUCAUGCCUUAGAUAAAAAAAAUAAGUGUAUGCAAAGCGCCUUGGACGCCUCUUAUGAAGAAAAUGAGAGUAUACAAAAUGAUCUAGACCACUCCUAUGAAGAAAAUGUGCGUAUGCAAAAAUCUAUGAAUCAAAUGAUCUCUCUAGCUAAUCAACUAAAUGGUUUGAAUAAUAAGCUUGUUUCCCAAAUUACUUGCGAACAAAAGUCUCAUGCCAAUCUUAAUGCCAAGCAGUUAAAAGAAAUAGAAUCGCUAAAGUCUACGGUCAAAUCACUGAAAAGUAUAAUAUUUUUGAUACAAAAAGAUUCAUCUUUAAAGGAUUCUGAUAUCAUCUCUCUUGGAACUAAAAUAAAUGAACUGGAGGCUGAGUUGGAACAAGCUAUACGGAAAGUUUUAUUAAAGAAUUCCAAUACUAACCAGUUGUAUAGCAAUCUCUCUCUUAAGAUUAAAGCAAAGGAAUUAGAAAAUGAACUGGAGAAAGUUACGCAAAAUUUAUCAUUUAAGGAUGGGUUAAUUUUCUGUCUCAGGUCCAGGAUAAUUCAUGAUUCAAAAAUAGGUAGUGCAGAAGCGGACCCAGUCUCAUCAUCUAAUGAUUAUAAGCAUGAUGAAGUAGUAGAAGAGAUACCCCAUUUUUCUUCACACUACUCAGAGCGCGAACCUGAUGGAAAAGAAGAUUAUGAUAGUAUUCCAGCUAUACCUGUUAUUGCGUUAGGAGUAAUAUUAAUUAUAUGGCAUAUAUACAGGCGAUUUUUUCAUCCAACCAAAAAGAAAGAAAUUUUUUAUCCAGACUAUAGAAAUAAGAGUUAUGGGUUUCCAAUCCAAUACACAGAAGAACCAAAAGACAGGACUACCCCCUAUGAAACUUUACCUUAUGGAUAUGGAUGA
This is a messenger RNA of Rhizophagus irregularis DAOM 181602=DAOM 197198, 1047 nucleotides long. The record is from RefSeq and is a predicted model, not a curated record. Lineage: Eukaryota; Fungi; Glomeromycota; Glomeromycetes; Glomerales; Glomeraceae.